AUGUUUUAUUUUAAAUCGCCAACCGAAGGAAUUAUCAUCAGUGCAACGAAUAUUAUUCUGUGGUAUGUCGCAAUGACGUGGCUGAACCAUGGAAUGGUCAUUGCCACACAAGGUGGGUAGGUCAAAGAGCUGAUAUAAGUAUCGGUGGUACAAAGAUAUAAUUGUACAGAGAAUAAAAACUUUAUGCUGUCCCCUGGUUAAUAUUUAAACCGAAAUAUUAUGCUGGUUGGGGUAUUUCAAUAGGGGUGCAUCAUAUUAAACAUUCUGGGAACGCUCUUGGAGAUCUAUCUGUUCCUCGUGGUUUAUGACGGACUCAACAAAACCGACAGAAUCAGUUAAUCGCCUCCUUCUUCUCUUUACCCACUCCCCCCACCCUUGACUAUAAGAUGCGGAUGUUUGCUCUCACCUUUGCUGGGUAGGGCCUCGUUCUAUUUGUCUGUAAUUUAUGCUGAAUUGAAACUAUUGUGAAAGCGGCUGUGUGGCCAGCUACAUAGCAGACCGCUAUGUAAAAAGAAUUAAAUAAAUAAAAAAAUAAUAAUAAUAAUUGAGUUUGUUGAUUCAUUGUCAAACACUAUUUGCAGCAAACAGAGCAAGCCGCAAACAAUAUAGUCUUUUUUGUUGUGGUACAUUAUAACUAACAAUGAAUGAGGUUGAGUAUCAUCUGGAGAAUUAUGGAGAUCGAGGAGGGUGUUAUCUCCGGCCGAGGCGAAUAACAGCCUCCGAGAUCUCCAUAAUUCUUCAGAUGAUACGAAAGCCGAUUUCAAUAAUUGUGUUAUUAUUCAUUCAAAAUAAUUCCUAGUUUAAAAACAAGCUAAAACAUGUUUACCUCCAUCAAUGUUGAGUGCAUCUUCGAUAGUGCAUCUUUAUUGGCAAGUUUAGGAGAUAAAGGAUUGUUCAGUUCUGCAAAUAUUCUCCAAGUAGCAGAUGUCGUCCGUCGAGUUAUCUUCUUGCUGUUAUUGCUAUGCUUUUAGCCAAUAGUUCGUCUAUUUCUUCCUCGUGAAACGAAUGAAAUGUUCCGCCAUUUUGUACUCACUACAAAAACAACUCAACCUCGUCCUAGGUCUUCUCGGUUAACUGUUCAAUAAUCUAGCAAUUUUGCUGCACAGCUGACGUCAUUUUUCACACAUUGCAAAAAUUCUUCCAAAUUUGGUCGACAAUAGCUGGUGAUUAUGAAUUAAGUGUGGGAUUUUAGCAAAUCACCUUCGAUAAAGAGGCCUUUUUGCGAGACUGAAAUUUCUUUAUUGACCAACAUAUAUACAAAAUGCAUACGUUUUUCUAAAAUAAGAUAGUAAUAAGAUAGUACGCGCGCUCUAUUAAAAUUAGCCGAAAAGGCAUGUUUGCAUGAGAGUAUGUAAACAUGGUUUUGACGUCAAGAUGUUUUGAUUUUCGCUCGCUAAUUACGCAAGCACGAAUUUGAAAAAGUUUUUGAGUUGAAAACUCGACAAGUUCGUUCCCUCGUCUGCUCAAACUUGGAAAAUCUUAAACAUGCUGUGUCAAUUUUUUUCGCUUAAGAAAAAUCGGUAUUUUGGAAAGAAUCAUUUUUGCAAAACAAGAACUGAUUACGCGAGCUAGAUUUCCUGUACAAGACUUCGCGACUGGCCGGGCCCGCUGUAAUUGGCCACAGCUGUUGCGGUGUCCCUGCCAACGUUCUUUCUGUUUGUUUGUUUUUGGCGAAGCUAAUAAAAUAAGAAUUUCCCCUUUUCUCAGUGCCAUAACAAAGAUUUUUUUUCUCGGGAAAGUUAAUUUAUAAAAGCAGUAGAAAUUUUUUUCCUGUAUUUGCAUAGCCUGAUAUGAACACUCAUACAUUUACAUUUUAAAAAUAUUGGACUUGAAACAUUAUAAGUUUUAGUUGCUACACUGCAGAGAAAAAUACUAAGCUGUCUUCUCUGGUAGAGCCUUGUUUAUAAGCUUAUUGAACUGGCUAUUAUUUUAAUAAAACAACUAUUUUCCGUUUUUUUUUUUGUUUAACUUUUUUUAAUGGAAACCUCCGAAUCAGGUCUCAAAAUCUAAAACUCAAAUAGAAUUUGCACGAUUCAACGAGAAUUUUUAGGGAUGAUCGAUUCUUCAAUGUGUAAGGAACAAACACAUGUCAGGGAUUUCUUUGUGUCUUUAAAAUUUUUUACCUAGGCGCAUAUAAUUUAAUGAUCGUCCAACUUCUUUAACCCUAUUUCCAAAUUGUUCUGUAAAUAUUCCUUGCAAUCGAAAAUAACAAAGUCCCGGCACGUUAUUUUAACGUCAACUGAUCCAGUUUCGAAUUCUUCAAGGCCGAUGAAUAGAAGCACUUAAGACUCAUUCAAACAGGGUUAGCCUCGACCUAAAGUAACAUAUUCACAAAUACCGGCGAGAAAAUGGCUAAAUUUGAGUUUAAAACAAUAGACACAGCUGUACACAGGUCUUCUUCUGGCUGGAAUUUGUAAAUAUGAUUACUGUAACGAGAGGAAAUUUCACUGUGUCAAGCGGCUUUUCGGCCUGUCAAACCAAAUUGGCGGGAAAGUCGAAUUAGGAAAACAACGGAACUAAAGCUCUUCGCGAGGGCGCGAGAAUUAGCAAAUAGUGAUCUGCUAAUGGAAGUUAUUGACGGGGGAAACUGCAAUUCGGUAGAGCGACUGGCUCGCUGCUGGCACUGGUUACUACUGCCAGAGGUACAGGGUUUAAUUUCCAAGUCUCAAGGUACGAAGGUUGGACAAGAACUGAGACUUUUCUGUAAUGCUGCAACUUCUUUAUUGUAGAGUAAACCUCGUAGACAGUACUUCACAUGUAAUCGUAGGUAAUCGUGCAGGUAAUCGCAGGCUAGGUAAUUGCAGGUUAGGUAAUCGAUUUACAACAGUUUAAGCACUACUUUUAUACAGUCUACAGUAAACACAGGCGUUCGAUUAUCACAAAGGAACACAAAAACCUAAUCAAAAGUACACGUGCUAGCUGACCAACGCGUUAAAAUUCGAUUGGUUAAAAGUCUUUUCCUUUAUGCUGAAAAUACAAUACUUCCUAUUUCGGUUCCUGGACUUUUAGAAAAACACAUGUUGUAAAUCAAGCUGAAUGAAUAGAGCAUAACAGUUGUUCUUUUGAAUUGUAAAAUAGUCGUCGUCUAACAAAGAGACACGUACAGAAGUACACGUGUUCUAUUGAAAUUACAUGUCAGAUGUUCCAAUAUUUGUGCACAUGUCACCACAGGCGGCCCAGACGUAGUAUGUGUCUAAUGAAUAUAUUAAUAUUCACAUGGACAAAAUAGGAUGAGUCGUUGAAACUCCCAUGAACUAAAAUAGUCCAAAAGUCAAAAUAUAACAAAACAAAGUUAACUGAACGUAUCCUUGUCUUUCCUGGGCGGUUAAAGUGGCAUUUUGUUGAGUUUUGCAACUGUAGGUACUAUCCACUGAAGAAGAAUUCAAGGCUGGCUACAAAACAAACGGACCAUCUCCACGCGCCUUCACGCGAAGCGCUAUAAAUUCGAGAAUAAUCGACGAAUCCGCUUCAAAUUGCCAUCGGCUAAUCUGCACGUAACGUGUGCUUCUGCUUCUUACUCGCUAGCUCCACAAAACCCAUCGCAACUGCACAAUAAUCGCUCGCUCAUCAACAAACACUGUUGACCUUUAAGCUUCGAUAUGACCGCAAACUACCAGGUUUAAUACGCGACGUGGAAAUUCAAGCUUAGCGACCGCGUCCGCGCAACAAUGCAACGCUUGCUAUGGGAGGGAUGGUACUAUUGCUUCUAGGUCAAUCAAUCGGGAAAAUAAUAUUGAAGCCCUCGUAAUUUUCAAAAAGAUCCAAUUUGCCCUAGGAUGACCGAACAGAUAAGAAUUUUAUAGCGGAGUUGAGCGGAGCUAAAACAAAAUGAGCGGCAGUGGAAAAAGUGAACAAGAACAUGUACCACAAGUGAAAACCAGGAAGUUUUCUGGACGUUUCACGUUGCAGUCAUGCUAAUCAACGGCAAGGAAAUGUACAAGAAAGUGUGCUGCAAUUAGACCUAUUGUUCAGUGUUUUUCACAGUUCUGGUCAAGGGCAUCCAAUGACUAUUUUCUGUAAAAUAUCUUUUCGCAGAAGCAAAUAUUGCCUAAAAGUUUCUAUUACUUGAGGAAGGCUAAAAAUUUCUAGGUGACUGCUCCAUUCGCGUACAAUUUUCGAAGCUUUCCUAACAAAUUCCCGACGAUUUUCUGAGGUUUAAUUUUUCACAUUUCAUUCCCCAGGUUUGGCUAUUUUUCGUAGAAAAAGGAAACCUAAAAUUUUCGGACUAAAAAAUGCGAUGAAGGGAGGAAGUAGAAAAAUUGUCGCUUUCGUAAAACGUUAAAUUACAUCUAAAAUCUUCUGGAAAGUAAUACUGAAACCCUAAUAAUUUCGAAAAGUCUUCGGUUGUCCUAGGAUGACAGAACAGAUGCAAAAUUUCUAGCGCCGCUUAGAAUGCAUUUCGAGAGAUCUAAAAGUACUCUGGAUAGCCUAAAAAGUAUUUUCAGGGUAUUUAGGGGGAAACCGUCGUUGGGUGCCCCGGAGUUUUGAAAAUAAUAAUAAUAAUAAUAAUAAUAAUAAUAAUAAUAAUAAUAAUAAUAAUAAUAAUAAUAAUAAAAGAUAUCGUGCACAUAAAUUUAGCUUUACCAUAUCUUCAGCUGUAUCUUCUAUUCAGCUGCAUAGCCGAGGCUAGAUUUUGCCUUUUUCCUGGGCGGAAAAUCCUCGUCCUCCCUCACCAGUUUGGACAACAUAUUGUUGAGUAAGACGUAGUUCUGGAAAGAACUGUUUAUUUAAUUAAUCUAAGCAAAUAGGUCUAGUAGAGUCAAGAACCUAUGCAAGCGGCUGGACGAAUAAUGUGACAGCAGCUGUGACAGCGAACGUCAGAAGAAUUCGAACUUGAAAACCAGGGCCGCCCUGUUGAAAACUUACGGACGGUCGCGCGAUCGCCUUUGUUUUCUGGCCAAAACUAACGCAGCGGACCCUCGCUCAGUGUCGAUUGACCUAGAAGCAAUAGUACCAUCCCUCCCAUAGCAAGUGCUGCAUUGUCGCGUGGACGCGGUCGCUAAACUUGAACAUUCACGUCGCGUAUUAAACCGGGUAGUUUGCGGUCAUAUCGAAGCUUAAAGGUCAACAGUGUUUGUUGAUGAGCGAGCGAUUAUUGUGCAGUUACGAUGGGUUUUGUGGAGCUAGCGAGUAAGAAGCAGAAGCACACGUUACCUGCAGAUGAGCCGAUGGCAAUUUGAAGAGGAUUCGUCGAUUAUUCUCGAAUUUAUAGCGCUUCGCGUGAAGGCGCGUGGAGAUGGUCCGUUUGUUUUGUAGCCAGCCUUUAAUCCUUCUUUAGUGGAUAGUACCUACAAUUGCAAAACUCAAAAAAAUGCCACUUUAACCGCCCAGGAAAGACAAGGAUACGUUCAGUUAAAGGUAUCUCAACUUUGUUUUGUGAUAUUUUGACUUUUGGACUAUUUUAGUUCAUGGGAGUUUCAACGACUCAUCCUAUUUUGUCCAUGUGAAUAUUAAUAUAUUCAUUUGACACAUACUACGUCUGGGCCGCCUGUGAUUUCAGCUGCGGAGUUUUGAAAGACACAGAAGAGCUAAAACUAGAUUUGCUGAGUAGUGCAGAAUUGCUACAAUAACGCUCUGGUGAAACUGAAUUCCGUUCUAAAGAUAACAUUGAAAUAUCGGCUGUGACAUUACUUUAGGUCGAGGCUAACCUUGUAUAAAUGACUCUUCAGUGCUUGCCUAUCCAGCGACCGCGACGAAUUCGAAACUGGACUUUUGGUUUAUUCAUAGCCAGCAAAGAGACUAGUAGGAGAGGACCUGGGAACGAGGUUGGAUAACCACUCAAAUGAUCUUUAAUUUGAUGUAGGGUUUCAGGUAUCUGCAGUUUAACCGGAACGCACUACAUUACUCGCACGAAACACGCGCCUGACGGUAUCCAAUAGCCCUAAGUUGGUGAUAUCUUUCCUUUGACAGGUUGUGGUGCAGUGGUAAACAAUACAUUGAGAAGCCCUGGUUUUCCAAAUGUCUACCCACCCGAUGUGGAUUGUGUAUACAGGGUUUCUAUUCCGCAAGGCAUGGCGCUGAAAAUCACCUUUGAUUACUUUGAUUUAGAGAGCAGUUGGGGAAUAUGGUAGGCAUUAGACUGAUAAACACAAGUUAUGCGCUGAGAGAAACCCGUAACCUGAAAACCUAAACCUGUUGAUCUGUUGAUAACUGUAUUUUCUCUUUUUGGAAUCGUCAAGCUCUAAUCACAUCUAAGAAAAUCUUCUUUCGACCUCGUGUUUUUAGGAUUAAUACUGAUAUGAAUGAUAUCAUCGUAGCUAAAAAUCAAUGCAGAAAAGCAGAGAGAAAAUGGAGAAUUCUCAGAUGUCAGUCUGACCUCAUUCUGUGAAAGAGAAGGAGAAACUAUGUGACCUUUCUUAAAAACAACAAAGCUCUGCAAGACCUAUUAUAAUGAUGUCAAUACUAGCAAAGUAAUGAUCUCAAACAUCUAUUGAAAGUAAGCAAGAAUCUCUUGAAGACUACCAGCACACCCGUUUUGCCACCGCAUAAGGAUAAACGAGAUUAGUGCCUUUCUCAUAAGAAAAAUUUUCAAUACUAGCAAAGUAAUGAUCUCAAACAUCUAUUGAAAGUAAGCAAGAAUCUCUUGAAGACUACCAGCACACCCGUUUUGCCACCGCAUAAGGAUAAACGAGAUUAGUGCCUUUCUCAUAAGAAAAAUUGCCAAUACCCGCCCCUAUCUUGAUAAUCAUUUACCACAAGCCUGGAGAGGUGGCUCCAGUGCAUCCAAAAUUGAUCUGCCAAUUUCCAAGUUUAAUUUAGGUGCGCGACUUGAUCCGUGAAUCCAGGUAGAACACGUCUUCCGUAGUUACAUGCAAACCCGAUUCCUUCAAAAUUAGUCAUUGAUUACCUGGAUAUUAUUUUUCCCUAAGUAACCAGACUCAUCAGCUAUUCUUUGGAGCAUGGUGCCAUCGUUGUGGAAAUAUUUCCCGUUCUUUACAUACAUAUUCGAUACAUAUUUCAUUCAAAGUAACAUGAGAACAAAAAUACAAAAGUAGCACCCUGAAAAGGAAGUUAAAGAGGUUGACCCCAUAUUAAAUAAGAGUCUAAAAGGGAGAAAGGUUUAAAGAAAAGAGAGAAUUAUAAGAUACAGAUAUACGAUUUAAGAGAAGCUUUCUUAUCCUUUCCUGGCAUGGAGCCUGUAUUUUAAAACUAUCACCGUCGGAAUCUUAAAAUUUGUUCCCAACUCACACCAAUGUGCGGAAGGCAAAUAGCUAAAGCAUCACAUUAACCAUAAUUCUUAUUCCUCAAGCUACAUUCUCAUUAUCGUACGUUGCAUAGCACGCGCAGACAUCGCUUUCCCGAAAGUAAAAAAAAAUGAGGGGUAAAAUGGGGUAAAAUGAGCGCAUCGUCGGCCUCAGGUUUGUUAGUCAGAUGACUAUUUCAAGCUACCGACGUAAAAUUAGGACUCUUUAAAAAAAGGGUAAGACAGCCUGUUACCUUACCUGUUCUUUUGGCUUUGAGAGGUUAGGCCCAUAUUUGGAGUUUAGGAUACGGCACGGCGCUGGUUUGCCUCCUAUUUAGGCGGCAGAACUCAGCAAGUUCAAUUGACAGCCCACUCUUCACAGAGAUCAGGUAUCAGAGUGGAGAUCAGUAGAACGAAAAUGUACUUCUUAAAAAAACUCAUCAAAUCACUAUUGACGCGGGUAAGGGCCAGGAUCUGAGAAACGAAGAUUUCAAUAUAAUCCUUCGGUAAUUUAGUUACUCAUGUAAAAAUCUUAAGGUAAAUUAUAAGUUUGAUAAACUAGAGUUAAGAUAUGACACUCCUUGCAGCUACGAUUAUCUGGAGAUUGCAAAUGAAAACAACGUGACACUUGAUAUAUACUGUGGCUGGGAGUCUGGUAGAGAUAUUGAUGUAGGUGGAACCGAAGCAAUUUUGACCUUCCGAUCCGAUGAUUAUAAUGGACGCGAAAGAGGAUUUUUUCUGUCCUUCACAGCGGUACAACCUUGUAAGUGUAACAAGAGCCUUUUUAAAACCAGGGGCGGAUCCAGGAUUUUUUUUAGGAGGGGGUGCACUCGUCUCUUGCUCUACUUCAACACCCAUAAACCACAUAGUUUUUUUUUUGGCAGAAUACCAAUUGUAUUAGAAAACCGCAGGUAAUCUCGGGGGGAGGGGGAGGGGGUGCGCACCCCCUGCACCCUCCCGCUAAAUCCGCCCCUGAAAACUGUCAUGUUCAAUAGGGCAUAAAGUACAGUAGGCUGCACCUUAAUUUCAGGCAAAGGUUAGCAUUGUUGACAAGGUCUUUUUCCUACUGAAAGCCAAUAUGGCCUACCCUUUUACUUUCGUUUCGUGUAGAGGAGUGGACACAUCGUUGGUGGGGUGUUUUAAAUUUCGGUGUAGGAUCUCAAAUAAAAAGAGUAAAUUUAUUUAAAGACUUAUGCUUGUUUUUCUAUGCAAUUGUGAAACUGAAUUGUAACUUUUUCAUGGUCUUGUUUUCUAUUUCAUUAUCUUUUGCCUUUUACAGCCCUGCCAAACAUUACUAUGCCAGUUCCAGGCACCGUUUUGCGGGCAUUCUCAGGUCGCUUAAUAAGCGUGUGUGCAGCGACUGGUACCCCUCCCGUAUUCACGGCAGUAGUAUGGAACGUUACCGUUCUGGCUAAUAAAACCAACACUGUGGACGCCCGUUUGUAUGAAGAGGGAAACUAUUACUGCGUAGCAACUAACAACUACGGAACGGACAGAAGAGUUAUUCCUGUUGUUAUCAUCGGUGAGGACUUGAGCUGUAAGAAGAAAAUCCAUUUCUUCCCACCUCAACAACUCAAACGGAGUAUUUUUAGCGAUCGACGGAGAUGAAACAGCCGCGAAAGCUGCACCCAGGACCUUCAACCGCUUCUAGAAGAAAUCUUGCGUUAAGAUUUACAAUAUAUAAAAAAAAGGGAAUGAAUUUUUUGCCCUGAAUUGAUUAACUUUUUGUUCAAGUAAAAGGAAGAACUCCUAUCAUUAAUCGAAUCAUUAACUGAACAAGUGACUUCUAAUAAAACUGUUCUCAUGCUUCAUAUCUUAGUGCAUGUAAGGAUUUACAAAUAAAUAAGAAUAAUCCGAGGCGGUUCUGAGCUGGAACAUCCCAAAUCUCACCCAGCAGGUUAACGGCAGUUGCUUUUCUGCGUAUAAUGUCCUGAAAUGUCGACUGAUGUGGUUCGCAAAAUCAUUUUCGUUUUGCUCUAGGGUUGCAAGGAAGGGCUAUUGCUAGCAUAGACCCCUCUUACCUAGUUAAAAUUCCGUAAAAAUAUCUGCAUUCAAUAACCAAUGAGUACCACAAUCUACACAUUUGUUACAAAUGUAGCAUUGAAAUCCAAGUUUUUUCCUUCUUUUGCAGGUUGUGGCUCUGUUAUUAACAAUACUCUGAAAAGUCCGUAUUAUCCAAUGGACUAUCUUAGCAGUAUUGACUGUGUUUACAAGGUUUCAAUUCCAGGAGGCAUGGCCUUGAAAAUUGUCUUUCAAGAUUUUUUUCUACAGAAUCCUGGGAAUAGAGAAUGGUAAAUACAUGUAGAGUGAUCUUGAAAUUCCGCUUAAAGGCUUGCCUAUGCACAAAGAACUUUUAUUCCUCUUACACGCUCACCUGGUAAUAAGUUCACCUCCCUCUUGCACCAUUCCCUUCUCGUCUUCACUUUUGGAGCCAUAAGUCUUACUGUAGUUUUCGUUUUGUCGAUGCUCGAGUUAGAUAAUAUCCUAUAUACACCUGUAUCAUAUUAUAUCAUUUCACAUAUCAAUUCAUGUCUUAGAUUUAAAAAAAAUGAAAAAAAUCCUUUGAAAGUAGGGUUUAAGAAGCCAGCGAAUUAAACUUUAGAAAAUGUGAAAAUUCUUGCAGCUUCGAUUAUCUGGAGAUUGCAGAUGAACAGGCUGUGGGAAUUGGCAAAUACUGUGGCUGGCAUUCCGGUAAGGAAACCAGUGUAGGUGGAAACAAAGCGAUACUGACGUUCCAUUCUGAUGAUUAUUUCGAAGCGAGAGGAUUUCUUCUGUCCUUUACACCGGUUCAACCUUGUAAGUGUAUUAGACAGGGCAUAAAAUAUUCCAUAAAAAAUAAAAAAGGCCAAAAGUUAAUAAUAAUAUAAAAUAUAAUACAAUAAAGUAUCUAAGAAAAAUACACUUGGCUGCUGCUUAACCCUGACAUGUUUCCGUUGGGAGUCUCAUUUGUACUUUAAGCCCACGUGGCCUUUUCUUGCUUUCUUUCUCUUAUGUGGAAAAGGACUUAUCGUUGCCCUUUGGAAGGUGUUUUGAAAAUAGGAGCCGGGAGGAUCUUAUAGAGACUUAGAGAUCUUAGAGUAUGCAAGUUGCCGUGAGCAAUUGUAGUUUGAAACAAAUUGAUUUUUUAUUGAUUUUUUUGUCAUUUAUUUUUUGGCUUUUUUAGCCCUGCCAAACAUAACUUUGCCAAUUCCAGGCACAGUUGUGCGCACAGCCGCAGGUCACUGGAUGAGAAUUUGCGAAGCCACAGGAACUCCUCCGGUAUACACAGCAAUAGUGUGGAACUCUACAGUUCUGUUCAACAGAAGUAACUCCGUAUACACAAGAUUUUAUGAGGAUGGAAACUACUAUUGCGUAGCCACCAACAACUAUGGAACAGACAAAAGAGUUAUUCCUGUGGUUAUCAUAGGUAAGAACUUCGGCUAUUAGUAUUUAUUCCGUGCUAUCAGAAGAGGAGAAAAAUAGCUAACCUCAUGCCGUCAUUUUCGCCCACUUCGUUGCUAUACUGACAAAUUUAUAUGGAUGAAAUAGGGAAAAGUACGGGAAGAGUGCACGCAUUUAGGCAUCCUGCCAAUGAAAAGUUACAACUUAUAAACUUUUUCGGUGCACCAAAUUGCCGUCUGUCUUCUUUACUACGCUUCCAGAUACUACUUUACAUCGUUAUGUUGAAGUGCCUGCAAUAUUGAUAUUCCAGUAAUUGCCCGAUGAGUGUGCUUGCCCUUAGGCCAUACGAAACAGAGCUGUAGCAAAAAAACGAUGUAUAGCCUCUGAAGCCUGGAAAGAAAAGAAAUGAAAUGAAAUGAAAUGAAAACUCUACAGCUAACAGGGGACACACAGACUAUAUACAUUUAUAAUAAGUACCGCUUAUAAAAAAAAUAUUAAAAAAGACUAUGUACAUUCUUUAUAUCUUCCUAGCACUAAAAUUAUUAAGACCUAUCACAAACACAAUACUUUUCUACAGUCGAAGUAUAUUUCCAUUAUAUUAUGAUAUUCUAGUUACUAUAGUUUUCCUCGAUAGGGUGUGGCUCGGUUUUUAACAACACACUGAAAAGUCCCAAUUAUCCAAUGGAUUACCCAGGCAAUAUGGACUGUGUUUACAGGGUUUCUAUUCGACAAGACAUGGCACUUAAAAUCAUCUUUGAGGAUUUUCUUCUAGAGAAUCCUUCGCCUCAAGAUGGCUGGUAAAUAUAAAAACGUAUAUAAAAAUUCAAUUUUGCUCACAGAGGCUUGGAAAAAUUGUUAGUCAGUUGUUGAUCAAUCACUGAAAAUCAAAGCAUUCAGACUGUAGCACGCUUGGACCUUUACUUUUGCAAGUUACACACAAUUGUAGUUUACCGACAUCAUGAUUUUCCAGGAAAUCUCUCCUGUGUGUGUGUGUGUGUGUGUGUGCGUGUGUGUGUGUGUGUGUGUGUGUGUGUGUGGGGGGGGGGGGGGGGAUGGGGGAGGUGGAACCACACGGCUCCUUGAAAAUUCCUUAAACAGGCAAGGCUCAAUGGCAGAUGUUGAAAACCUAUUGGCCAGGAUUAUUGCUAGUUUUCCGAUAUUGACAAUAGCUCAGUGGGUUGAAACUGGAUUUAAAGAAACCUGCAUUUGCUCUCCUGAAAACGGCAGGAAACUUACGCCUGCUUUGUAGCCUACUUUAAAUGUAUUCCAUAAAAAUUGUGUUAUUUUAUUUUUUCUUUUAAGCUACGACUAUUUAAGGAUUACAGAUGAGAACUCCAAUGAAAUUGGGAAGUACUGUGCACUACUCACAGGAAGCGAAGUAUUUGUAGGUGGGAAGCAAGCAGUGUUAAGAUUUCAUUCGGAUCGUUCUCGCCAAAGAAGAGGAUAUGUACUCAUGUUUACUGCCGUUAUGCCAAGUACGUAACCAUCAUGCACAAUGUAGUCCAUCUAGGCCCACGCAAACAUCGAUCGAACUUCACGUGUGACGAACUAGAUGGUAAUGAGCAAAAACUUUCUCGUUAUUAUAGGGUUCGUCGCAUGUGAAGUUCGACGUUUGACCGUGGCCUUAGAAUCGGAUCACCCAGAAACCAAAUCCCGAGUGGGCGCUCACUGGCACCUAAAAGGUCAGGCCGUAAAUAUGGCUCGCUUUAAUAUUGUGCACUGUCGGUCAUUUAUGCCACAUUGGAAUUCCUGCACUUCGUUUGCUGUGACCUAACGGAUUUAAUGCUUGUUGAUAAUGAUACUCUUGUUGAGUUAGAAUCUGCUUUAACGAACUUAAAAAACACGCUUCUAAUUAAACAUUCUUCUACAUAGCCUCGCCCAAGAUAAUUCUGGCAGACCAUGGUCCUGUUGUUGGCGCAUUUGCUGGUGCUCACUUUUGGAUAUCAGCGACUGGAACUCCUCCCAUAUUUAUUACAUUGAUAAAGGACUCAACGAUACUUGAAACAAAGACCCAGGACUUAGAAUUUGUAUUGCUUGAUGAAGGAAACUACAGCUGUCUAGCGGUUAAUAAUUAUGGAGAUCUCACGAAAGUUGAUUUCCGGGUCGUUUUUAUUGGUAGGUAUUAGCUCUGACACCCGAGUAUAUGUAGUUUACUUUGAAUUCUCUUCUUUCACUGACUUGGUUAACUUAGCCAGCCACUAAUCUUAAUAAUGAACGUUUGGCAGCCGAUGUAUUCGCCGUUAUAAGAUCUCUUUUCUCCCCUAUGCCAAGCAGUUGCUGUUGUAGACACAACUGGAAUGACAACAUUAGUUCGGUAAAAACGGUUAUAAAAUAAUAAUAAAAAAACAUUUAUUUUUUCAAUUUUCAACAGUUUUUCUGGUUAGAUUGCAGGGCAUACUGUAGUUCGUCAUGGACCGAAUUUUAUGGGAAUAUGUUUAAGUGCAAGAAUAUAACUUCACUCACUUACGUUCUAAAGAAAUGUGCUCCAACGAUCGCCCAAGUUAUGUAAGUUAUUUCACAUCAAAAUAAUGUUGCUUUCCUUUUGUCUUCUCGUAAAUUAUAAUAAUUCCCAUUUCCGAAUCACAAGCAGGCUUGCACAAAUUAAAGCAAGAGCACCUAUAUGGCGCAAAUUCAAUCUCAACCACACACUUGAGUUCUGUCUGUCAACAUAAACCGGAAAUUUAAACCCUUCCUGAGCACCGAUGAAACAAACAAUAACCACAGGUUGGUUUUUCAUACUACUGUAAUUCUGGUGCGGCGUUAGAGGAAAAUCUGUGAGACAAGUCGAUCGAGAAGUUAGGCGAUAUGGUGCUGAGACAGAAAUUGCUGGAAAACAAAAAUCAUCAUCUUAGCUUAGUGAGUUUCUCCAUAAAGCAUGAGCUUCAAAGGCGGCCCAACAACGAUGCAUUGCAUGACGAUGGAACAAGUGUUAUAAACGCCAUCGGAGAAGAGAGAAAAAGAGAAGGAAAAGGUAGUUGAUUAGUAAGAGAAGACCUGUUUUCAUUUAUAAGAAAGGAAAAUCAUUCUCCGUCGGAAAGGGUUAAAAGACAACUAACAAAAAAGGGAGGGACGGCAACGGCAAAAAGGAACUGGAAGAUGGACAAACCAAGCGGACGGUUACUCGGGGGAGGACGAAAUAGCAUACCAGUUGCUAGGAAAGCGAUCCAGCAUUUGCCUUUGCUUUUGUGAUGGAGGCGCACAAGAAGGCGUGUAUGGAUUUCCACAAUGA
Molecule: messenger RNA, 13793 nt
Organism: Porites evermanni
Lineage: Eukaryota; Metazoa; Cnidaria; Anthozoa; Scleractinia; Poritidae
Source: the annotation of a GenBank genome assembly